AUGCUCACCUUUUUUCCUUUCUAUUUAAGAGCAAAAUCGAAUGCAUCAAUAGAUAGUGUUAUAUCAUCAUCAAGUACAAAUUUAACAGAAUCUAAAACUCCUGAACAUCAAAAUUCAUCGUCAAAUUCUUCAUCAACAACACCUGAAUUUUGUCGUAUACAUCUUCGACAAACAGGUAAUAUAUCAAAUUCAAAAAAUUCAAACGAAUCUGAAUCAACAAGUGAAUCAGUUCCAUCAUCAGUUGGUAUGGCUAUACGUUUAUUUUCUGAAUAUGCAUCGAGUCGUUGCCAAGAUACAAAACUAAAUACAUCAUCAUCAACAACAACAGGAACAACAACAGAUAAUGAACAAUUAUCAGAUACAGUACGAUCUUUACUUGAAACAGUUCAAUUAUUAAUAAAAUAUAUUCGACAAGUACAAAAAAAUCGUCAAAGUAAAUUAAUAAUGUCAAAUUCAACAAUAACAAUUGAUGAUAAUGAUAUAAUUAAUUGUAAAAAUUUAUCAACAAUGCCAACAACAAUAACAUUAGUUAAUGAUUUAAAUUUAUUUGGUGAUCGUUGUUUAGAAUUAUCAAAAAUUAUUUCACCACAAAUAGCAUUUAAAUUACGUGAACAUAUACAAAAUAUAAAAGAUAUAUCAAAACCAUUAUUUGAUAAUGAUGAUAAUCGUGAUGAAACAAAUAUCUUUUCACAAAUGACAAGAAUUUUACAAGAUAUUAAAAUAAUUCUCGACAAAUUAUAG
Rotaria sp. Silwood2 is the source of this 741-nucleotide messenger RNA. NCBI's taxonomy places the organism in Eukaryota, Metazoa, Rotifera, Eurotatoria, Philodinida, Philodinidae. The record is from the annotation of a GenBank genome assembly.